This is a messenger RNA of Punica granatum (pomegranate), 4302 nucleotides long. NCBI's taxonomy places the organism in Eukaryota, Viridiplantae, Streptophyta, Magnoliopsida, Myrtales, Lythraceae. The record is from RefSeq and is a predicted model, not a curated record.
CCGAGGCCAUUCGGGUAGUGCUUGUCUUCUAAGCUUUUUCUAAGCAGAGAAUUUCAAUACCCAAAACAGAAAAAUCUCGAAAAAAGGGAAAAAAAAAAGAAAAAAAACCCUAAAGCUUAUCACUUGAGACCCUUCAUGGUCUCCGUCUUUCUCAGCUCGCAUGGAGUCUGAAGCUCUUUCGAUCAGAUACUCACCGGAAUCUCCCUCCAUGACCUGUUUCCGGGGAUCCUGUCUUCAUUCUGUCAAGGCAUUAUGUAUUAUUUGGGUUUCUUGGUGCAUCUUCUUUCAUCAUGCUGUCUCUGGACUUUAUCUUGCGAGUGGAACUCAGGAAACGGAAGAAGAAAAGGAUAAAUGUGGAUUCCUAUUAUCUGACUGCAGUUCAGUCAUUCCCAGCUCUAUGCCCAGUGAUGUUACGAUAGGCACCCUUCAGGAGAAUUCUGAAGCCCGUGUAGCUCGCGGGAAUGUUGGUAGCAACUUCGGCAUGUUCUUCUUUCCUUCAACUUUGCCUGAAUCUUCCCAUGGGAAUCUUAAUGUGAGGGUAUCUAUAACUGACAUAGAAGAUUCUGCCAGUAAGCUUAGUGAUCCAUCAGAAAUAGGUUUUAUGGGUCCCGCUCAGGGUGCUUCGUGCCUCAGUAAUCUGAGCUGGUCCUCGGACUAUGGUAUGUCUAACUCAUUAGAUGGAAGGGCCAUUUCUUGUUCUUUGAACUCCAUUCAGGAUACAAGCGGAUUGUCUUACCGCGAGACUGCUAGUACUAAUCAAAAUGAUCUUUCUUCUUGUAGAGGGCCUUUAUUUAACCACAAAGUUGCGAGUGGUAGAGCGAUCAAGAACUCUGAGACAAUCUUGUCGAGUUCUUUCGAUGGUUCCUUGUCGCCUCACAUAGAAAUAGAACCUCCCAUGCUCGAUUGGGGAGAGAAGUACUUGUAUAUCCCUUCCUUGGCGUAUUUAACUGUGUUGAAUACCUGGAAUGACAGCAUUUUACAUGUCUACCAGCCCUUCAGUACGGACUCCCAAUUCUUCCCCUGCAAUUUCACCGAGGCAAUAUUAGAACCUGGGGAAGCAGCUUCAAUUUGUUUCGUCUUCUUGCCCAAAUCAUUGGGCUUGUCUUCAUCCCAUCUAAUAUUGCAGACAAGCUUCGGAGGUUUCCUUGUGCAGGCAAAAGGUUUUGCUGCUGAGUUUCCUUAUGGUCAGGCUCUUUCUGGGUCAGAGCUUUCUUCUAGUGGGAGGUGGAGGAAGAACUUUUCCUUAUUUAACCCAUUUGAUGAGAAUAUCCAUGUGGAAGAAAUAGCCAUGUGGGUUUCAGUUUCUCUAGGAAACACUUCCGUUCAUGUGGAUGCAACUUGCAGUGCUCGUGAAUGUGAUCACUGGGACUCAAGUGACUGCAAGUCACUGAGCAUUAAGGAUUGGUUUCUGGUGAAGACUGCAAAUGCUGAUUCGUCAUUGAUGGCAAUGCGGCCUCUCAGUAGUUGGGAGAUUGGUCCUCGUACUAGUGAGACUGUAGCAGAGAUAGACUUGUCAUUUGGUUCGGUGGCUAGAAUUUCUGGUGCAUUUUGUAUGCAAUUGACAAGGGCAUCACAAGAUGAAGCUGCCAUUGUCAUGCUCCCAGUUGAAGCUGAAAUAGACAGAAAGACUGAUAGUGAUAAUAGUGCCAGUCUUGUAACUUUCUCUCUGGAAAGUGUAAGCCCACCUGACGCAGGCAAAGACAUCAUUGCAGUGUCUCUGAGGAAUAGUGGUCCUCAUGUGGUCAGUGUUGGUAAAAUUAGUGGAGUUGCAGACUCCGAGCUUCUCCAGAUCGAGCACAUGGAAGGGUUGCUUCUCUUUCCUAGAACGACCACAAAAGUUGUCUUUGUUUCUUGCACCCCCCACCAAGGAAUACCAGAUGUGAACCGAAGCUGCAAAUUACUGGUACAGACAAAUGAUUCAAGGAGUCCUAUUGAGAUUCUGUGCAACGACAUUGUGCAUCUCUGCUCUAGACACCAGGAUUCCUCUGUUGGUUGUAAUAAUCCGUCAUCCUUUGAUGUGUCAUCAAGAAAUAUGAGGACAGGGUCAUUGACUCGUGGGACUGACAUGUUGCCAUAUGCCAUGGCAAUGGAGGCAAAAGGUUUGGACAAUUUGGUACUGCAGAACUGGAAGUCGCAAGGAACCGAUACUGAGGUUUCUGUGCUUGAAGACCACGAGCUCCUUUUCUCUGUGGUUCAGGUUGGGGAUCAUCUUUCUAAGUGGAUUACUGUAAGGAACCCAAGCCAACAGCCAGUUGCGAUGCAGCUAAUUCUCAACUCCGCAGAGAUAAUAGAUGAAUGCCAGGCCUCAGUUGAGAUUUUAAUUCCUGUCACUUCUGCUGGUUUCGUACAACCUGGUUCCAUCAGUCCAAGACGAUAUGGAUUUUCCCUGGCAGACGGGGCCCGAACUGAGGCCUUUGUCCAUCCUCACAGCACAGCAUCUCUUGGGCCCGUGAUAUUUCACCCUUCAAGUCGAUGCAAAUGGAAAAGUUCGGCUCUGAUAAGGAACAACCUUUCCGGUGUUGAGUGGAUGUCUCUUCAGGGAAGCGGAGGUUCUUACUCACUCGCCCUGAUUGAAAAUUCCGAGCUUGUUUGGAGUUUAGAGUUUCAACUUGAAGUGCCACAAUCUCUGAAUAUCUCUCUCCCAAAUAUUGGAGCUAAAAUUGAGGAUGUUAACAGAGCAUGCUUGAGGCCUGUGAUAAAAGAGCUUUACGCCAAGAAUAUGGGAGAUUUCCCUCUUGACAUGCAAAAGAUCAGAGUUUCAGGAACUGAUUGUGGGUCGGGCAGGUUUCUGGUUCAGAACUGUAGUCAAUUUGUCCUCGAACCUGGUCAGUCACGUGUGCUUCUGGUGUCCUACUUGAGUGACUUUUCAGGUUCUGUGGUCCAUGGAGAUCUUGAGCUGGCUCUGGGUUCUGGUAUCAUUGUAAUACCUAUGAGAGCCAGGGUUCCCAAUUAUACACUUGAACUGUGCAAGAAGUCCCUGUUCUGGACUCGGGUGAAGAAAUUAUUGGGUGGUUUUCUCAUAAUUGCACCCUUUCUGUGCUUGGCGCUUUUUUCUGUUUUUCCUCGGUCAGUUCCAUUCUGUUCCAAGGUUUUCCAUUACAAGGGCAAUCGAGAUUCGGUCGGGAUAAUACCAAGUGUAGGAAAAUCAUCUGGCACCAAAGGAGAUCAAAAGGGCGGCAAGCUCAUCUCUCCCUCUUCUAAAGUGAGCGUUUUUUCCCCUGUUGAUGAAGAAGAACCACUAUUAGCCAGGUCUGUCAGAUGCGCCGAUAAUCAUCAGAGCACAUCUCAAGAGCCGGUUGCAAAUGCCCAGCAUAAGCAUUCACAUAGUGUCAAGCUGAAGGAAAGGGAGCCACUGAACUUGGUAUCCUCUGAGAGCAGUAAUGUGGUGGAACGAUCACAGCUGGAUAACCUUACGGUUAAAAUCGGGAAGGAGAAGGGUAGGAGACGGAGAAAGAGAAGGGGAGCAGGCAAUGUAUUGACUGGACUCUUUGAAGUCUCAAGUAGUCAUAGUGGGAAUUCUACUCCUUCCUCUCCCUUGUCCCCAGUCUCAUCGAUCACGCCUCGAAGGAUGUGGCCAGUGUCUCCUGAUGGGGAUAGAUAUCCUCUUCUGAGUUCGGGUUCUUCUCAAGUAUCAACUUUGGCUGAUCCUGAGGUUCCCAUCUGCAAUCAAGUAUCAACUUUAGCUGACCCUGAGGUUCCUAUCUGCAAUGAAAGCCGUCGGUUUCCUCCUCAAGAGGAGCAGCCUUCUCCAGCAUCAGGAGGAACGACGAACAAGCCGCUGCUGCUGCCAUCUGCUACUUUUCCAUCUGCAGGAAGGCCAAUCCCGAGUAUGCCUCUUCCUUCUCACUUCCAGUUCUCAACUGCUACUAUUGCUCCACACGCUCGAGCUCCGGGGUCCAAACUGUAUGGCAACGGGGGAGUGAAACCUGAGGAGAAGUUGGGGUCUGAGAAUCAGUUUACAUAUGAUAUAUGGGGCGAUCAUUUCUCGGGACUUAAACUGAUGGGCGGUGGAUCGGUGGAUGACUCUGCUGUAGUCCCAAGGGCAGUGAAUAGCGAUUCUGAGAGCUUCUUUGUGAGGGGCCCGCAGGCCCUGAUGACAAAGUACCCUCAAGAAUCUGUAAGUUUCAAGAAUGCAGUUAAUGGAUAAGUUGAAAUGAUAUAAUAUUCCUGGAUAUCUCUUGCUGCUUCCUGCCUAAUCUCUCACUUUCAGCCUUGCACAUACGAAGAGAAAGCUAUGAACUGAAAACCGGAACACGGAAAGAUUAAUCUAACUAUCAACAUGAACUUUAGAUCUUUAUUCCA